Messenger RNA from Diachasma alloeum, 1631 nucleotides. RefSeq names its product protein KRI1 homolog. The transcript has 3 exons. NCBI's taxonomy places the organism in Eukaryota, Metazoa, Arthropoda, Insecta, Hymenoptera, Braconidae. The coding region runs from base 106 to 1122 and encodes 338 amino acids. Gene Ontology annotation, biological process: endonucleolytic cleavage in ITS1 to separate SSU-rRNA from 5.8S rRNA and LSU-rRNA from tricistronic rRNA transcript (SSU-rRNA, 5.8S rRNA, LSU-rRNA). Gene Ontology annotation, cellular component: nucleolus; 90S preribosome. The record is from RefSeq and is a predicted model, not a curated record.
GUUCUUAAAAUAAGAAUCUUUGGAUACUGGAAUGAAGAACCCCGGAUUCUUGAAACAAGAACCGUUGAGUACUGAAAUCAAGAACCCUGAGUUCUCAAAGUAAAGAUGGAUGCCGACUACGAUUCUAUCAAGCCCGUCCAAGAAGUAUUAGUGAGUUCAUUGAGAAAGAAGCGAAAACGUCGUUCAAAAUUCGCGGAAAUGAUCUCGAAGGACAAACCGAAAUUUGAUCCAACCUUCCACACUUCCUACAAAGACUACUUCGAUCAGUACUAUGGUCUUGAUUAUGAAGAUAUGAUUGGAAAUAUGCCUUGUAGAUUUAAGUACAGGGACGUGGUGCCUAAUGAUUAUGGUCUAUCCGUCGAUGAGAUUUUAAUGGCCGAUGAUAGAGAAUUGAAUAAGUGGUGCUCCCUGAAAAAAGCAUUAGCACACAAACCCAAACAUCAAGAGUUACAAGAAGUUAAAAUUUACCAAGAAAAAUCAUUAAAUACACCGUAUAAGAAAAAGGUUCUCAGAAGUUUGUAUGAACAGUUAGACAAGUCGGAAAAUAAUGAUGGAGACAAUGAAGAAAGUUUCAUAAAUAAAAAAAAGAAUAGACGUAAAAAAAGCAAUCGAAUUAAGGCUGCGAAGACUGAUGGAGUAUUAAUUUCUUUUCCACAAGGUGAUAAUAGAGAUGUGACGAAUAAAGCAGCAGAGGAGAAAGUUGUGAUCAAUCACCUGAAGAAAAUUGAUGAGACCUGCAAUCCUACUGAUUUUGUGAGUAAUAAAGAAGAGCCUCCGAAGAAAAAAGUGAAGACACAAUGUGUCAAGAGGAUUGAACAAGAAGAUAAAACUGGCGAGGAAACCAAUAAUGGAAGAAAAAAAUUGCGGAAUAGUUCUCAAGACUCAUACAAUUCAACUCCAAAACCAGAUGAUAGUAAAUAUCAAAAACCACUACGGGAGAAAAAAUACAAGCAACUACAGAAGAUGAAAAAAGCCAAGGACUCGAAGGAUUCGUAUAACCCGGUCAUCACAUCUUUAAGUGAUGAGAGACUGAAAGCCUACGGAAUUAAGCCGAAGAAUUUCAAAAAAAAAAUGAAAUAUGGCCUGCAAUCAAGCUUAAAUAUGAAAUUGAGUUGUGGGUAGUCAUUAAAUGUGAAAAUAAAAAUUCCGAAGGAAUGCGGAAGAUGGACCCACUGAUGCCACCAAUGAUCCGAAACUAAUGAUGAUGAUGAUGAUGGUGAUGGUCCGUACUGAUAUCACAAAUGUGCCGAAAUCUUCGAGCACAUGUGUGAUAUCAGUUCUCUUCGUUGCAUAGAAACGAAUGUGUGCAAUUUCUCCAGAAAUUUUUAUCAUUUUUUUCCAUACAUGAGAGCCUGAGAAGAUUACCUGAUUAAUUUGAGAGAAGGAGGAAUCCUUGAAGGAUCAUUUUUUUUCUUCCCUUAUUAAGAAAAUCAAGGACAAAAUGUCAAACAUUUCAAGUUGGACAAUUUUUCCAGAAACAAUCUCAACGGAAUAAGUUGUAUCGAAGAGGAAAAUCUGAGAUGAAUUACUUUACGCUUACCUAGUUAGAAUCAUUAAAGUAGUAUGUAUAAACUUCAGUUCAGUCGUUGAGUGUAACAUGGAAAAAUAAAUUUAACGAUCUAAAAAAAUGA